Molecule: messenger RNA, 885 nt
Organism: Marasmius oreades (fairy-ring Marasmius)
Lineage: Eukaryota; Fungi; Basidiomycota; Agaricomycetes; Agaricales; Marasmiaceae
Exons: 3
Coding region: 1-885 (294 amino acids)
Source: RefSeq, a predicted model, not a curated record
AUGCACCCUACAAGGUUUACCGCAACCGGUUUGCUACGUUACCAGGGGACGCGAGAGAGAAGACAGGCGAGUCGGUCUUUGCCCAAAGUCUUUCUUGUCGUCUUACAAUGCAUAGGUCCUGUCUCGCCUGUGAGUUUCAUAUCAGACAGUCUGAAACUCUCGCGAGUCGUGUCCUUUCAACCGGGGAUCAAGGAUUUAGAAGUAGGGCUCACACCCAGAAAUCCCUCCAACCUAUCCGUCACCCUCUGUCUUUGGGCAGAUGAAUCAGAACUUUUGGUGAAUGAGGACAAACUCGUGCAAUGGGGAACUCACUGGAAAGGUCCAAUAUCGCUUCUUGUCACUACCCAGGAUGCUACUUCCUUUACUGCAUUAAAUCAAUCUCUGGAAAAUCUCAAGCGCGAACCACCGCUCUCACAUCUUGCUGUCCAUGUACUUCACAUCCAAGCUCGACCUGAGACAUACUCUUCCAAUGCGCUUCUUAAUCUCGCAAGGCUACUGGCUUCAACUCCGUUUGUUCUGAUACUUCCUGGAGGUCUCAGUUCAUCAUCUUCCCAUGCCUUCAGAGAGUCUAUUAUAGCUCAACACGAUAACGCUUCUAGUACGCCUUGUGUGAUCAUCGGUCCCUCGGCCACGCUGUCAUUUCCGCUUCCGGAGCUUACACCUUUACUCAUUCGUCGAGAUUUUCCAUCAUGGUGUACAGAACGGUUCUUAUAUCUCCGGGAUCGUAUUUCGAACUGGAACGAAUGUCUAUGGCAGUUCUGGAUGGAUGCGGACGGAAAAUUAGGUUCCAUUAAAGCAGUCCUGGACCACGAAGGGGCCCCUUACUGGCCGCAAUCCGGUUUGGAAUCGGCGCCUCGUGUCGACCUUCAGAGUCGAGAUGUGUGA